Closterium sp. NIES-65 is the source of this 5803-nucleotide messenger RNA. NCBI's taxonomy places the organism in Eukaryota, Viridiplantae, Streptophyta, Zygnematophyceae, Desmidiales, Closteriaceae. The record is from the annotation of a GenBank genome assembly.
AUGAAGCACAAGCAGAAGAAGUGCAAGCAGCGGAAGCGCAAGCAGAGGAAGCGCAAGCAGAGGAAGCACAAGCAGAGGAAGCACAAGAAGAAGAAGCGCAAGCAGAGGAAGCACAAGAAGAGGAAGCCAAGCAAGGAAGCACAAGCAGAGGAAGCACAAGCAGAGGAAGCGCAAGCAGAGGAGCGCAAGCAGAGGAAGCGCAAGCAGAGGAAGCGCAAGCAGAGGAAGCGCAAGCAAGGAAGCGCAAGCAGAGGAAGCGCAACAAAGAAAGCGCAAGCAGAGGAAGCGCAAGCAGAGGAAGCACAAGCAGAGGAAGCGCAAGCAGAGGAAGCACAAGCAGAGGAAGCACAAGCAGAGGAAGCGCAAGCAGAGGAAGCGCAAGCAGAGGAAGCACAAGCAGAGGAAGCGCAAGCAGAGGAAGCGCAAGCAGAGGAAGCGCAAGCAGAGGAAGCGCAAGCAGAGGAAGCACAAGAAGCACAAGCAGAGGAAGCGCAAGCAGAGGAAGUGCAAGCAGAGGAAGCGCAGAAGAAGAGGAAGCACAAGCAGAGGAAGCGCAAGCAGAGGAAGUUCAAGCAAAGGAAGCGCAAGCAGAGGAAGCACAAGCAGAGGAGCGCAAGCAAAGGAAGCGCAAGCAGAGGAAGCGCAAGCAGAGGAAGCGCAAGCAGAGGAAGCGCAAGCAGAGGAAGCACAAGCAGAGGAAGCGCAAGCAGAGGAAGCACAAGCAGAGGAAGCACAAGCAGAGGAGCGCAAGCAGAGGAAGCUCAAGCAGAGGAAGCGCAAGCAGAGGAAGCGCAAGCAGAGGAAGCACAAGCAGAGGAGCGCAAGCAGAGGAAGCGCAAGCAGAGAAGCACAAGCAGAGGAGCGCAAGCAGAGGAAGCACAAGCAGAGGAAGCGCAAGCAGAGGAAGCACAAGCAGAGGAAGCACAAGCAGAGGAGCGCAAGCAGAGGAAGCGUAAGCAAAGGAAGCGCAAGCAGAGGAAGCACAAGCAGAGGAAGCGCAAGCAGAGGAAGCGCAAGCAGAGGAAGCGCAAGCAGAGGAAGCACAAGCAGAGGAAGCGCAAGCAGAGGAAGCACAAGCAAGAAGCACAAGCAGAGGAAGCACAAGCAGAGGAGCGCAAGCAGAGGAAGCGCAAGAAGAGGAAGCACAAGCAAAGGAAGCGCAAGCAGAGGAAGCACAAGAGAGGAAGCACAAGCAGAGGAAGCACAAGCAGAGAAGCACAAGCAGAGGAGCUCAAGCAGAGGAAGCGCAAGCAAAGGAAGAGCAAGCAGAGGAAGCACAAGCAGAGGAAGCGAGCGCAAGCAGAGGAAGCGCAAGCAGAGGAAGCGCAAGCAGAGGAAGCACAAGCAGAGGAAGCGCAAGCAGAGGAAGCGCAAGCAGAGGAGCACAAGCAGAGGAAGCGCAAGCAGAGGAAGCGCAAGCAGAGGAAGCACAAGCAGAGGAAGCACAAGCAGAGGAAGCACAAGCAGAGGAAGCGCAAGCAGAGGAAGCGCAAGCAGAGGAAGCGCAAGCAGAGGAAGCACAAGCAGAGGAAGCACAAGCAGAGGAAGCGCAAGCAGAGGAAGCGCAAGCAGAGGAAGCGCAAGCAGAGGAAGCACAAGCAGAGGAAGCGCAAGCAGAGGAAGCACAAGCAGAGGAAGCACAAGCAAGAAGAGCAAGCAGAGGAAGCACAAGCAGAGGAAGCACAAGCAGAGGAAGCGCAAGCAGAGGAAGCACAAGCAGAGGAAGCGCAAGCAGAGGAAGCGCAAGCAGAGGAAGCACAAGCAGAGGAAGCGCAAGCAGAGGAAGCACAAGCAGAGGAAGCACAAGCAGAGGAAGCGCAAGCAGAGGAAGCACAAGCAGAGGAAGCGCAAGCAGAGGAAGCACAAGCAGAGGAAGCACAAGCAAAGAAGCGCAAGCAGAGGAAGCACAAGCAGAGGAAGCACAAGCAGAGGAAGCGCAAGCAGAGGAAGCACAAGCAGAGGAAGCGAAGCAGAGGAAGCACAAGCAGAGGAAGCGCAAGCAGAGGAAGCACAAGCAGAGGAAGCACAAGCAGAGGAAGCGCAAGCAGAGGAAGCGCAAGCAGAGGAGCGCAAGCAGAGGAAGCGCAAGCAGAGGAAGCACAAGCAGAGGAAGCACAAGCAGAGGAAGCACAAGCAGAGGAAGCACAAGCAGAGGAAGCGCAAGCAGAGGAAGCGCAAGCAGAGGAAGCGCAAGCAGAGGAAGCACAAGCAGAGGAAGCACAAGCAGAGGAAGCACAAGCAGAGGAAGCACAAGCAGAGGAAGCCAAAGCAGAGGAAGCGCAAGCAGAGGAGCGCAAGCAGAGGAAGCGCAAGCAGAGGAAGCACAAGCAGAGGAAGCACAAGCAGAGGAAGCACAAGCAGAGGAAGCACAAGCAGAGGAAGCACAAGCAGAGGAAGCACAAGCAGAGGAAGCACAAGCAGAGGAAGCACAAGCAGAGGAAGCGACAAGCAGAGGAAGCGCAAGCAGAGGAAGCACAAGCAGAGGAAGCGCAAGCAGAGGAAGCACAAGCAGAGGAAGCGCAAGCAGAGGAAGCACAAGCAGAGGAAGCGCAAGCAGAGGAAGCACAAGCAGAGGAAGCGCAAGCAGAGGAAAAAAAGCACAAGCAGAGGAAGCGCAAGCAGAGGAAGCGCAAGCAGAGGAAGCGCAAGCAGAGGAAGCGCAAGCAGAGGAAGCGCAAGCAGAGGAAGCGCAAGCAGAGGAAGCGCAAGCAGAGGAAGCGCAAGCAGAGGAAGCGCAAGCAGAGGAAGCACAAGCAGAGGAAGCGCAAGCAGAGGAAGCACAAGCAGAGGAAGCACAAGCAGAGGAAGCACAAGCAGAGGAAGCGCAAGCAGAGGAAGCGCAAGCAGAGGAAGCGCAAGCAGAGGAAGCACAAGCAGAGGAAGCGCAAGCAGAGGAAGCGCAAGCAGAGGAAGCGCAAGCAGAGGAAGCACAAGCAGAGGAGCGCAAGCAGAGGAAGCGCAAGCAGAGGAAGCGCAAGCAGAGGAAGCGCAAGCAGAGGAAGCGCAAGCAGAGGAAGCACAAGCAGAGGAAGCGCAAGCAGAGGAAGCACAAGCAGAGGAAGCACAAGCAGAGGAGCGCAAGCAGAGGAAGCGCAAGCAGAGGAAGCGCAAGCAGAGGAAGCGCAAGCAGAGGAAGCACAAGCAGAGGAGCGCAAGCAGAGGAAGCGCAAGCAGAGGAAGCGCAAGCAGAGGAAGCGCAAGCAGAGGAAGCACAAGCAGAGGAAGCACAAGCAGAGGAAGCGCAAGCAGAGGAAGCACAAGCAGAGGAAGCGCAAGCAGAAGAAGCACAAGCAGAGGAAGCACAAGCAGAGGAGCGCAAGCAGAGGAAGCGCAAGCAGAGGAAGCGCAAGCAGAGGAAGCGCAAGCAGAGGAAGCACAAGCAGAGGAAGCACAAGCAGAGAAAGCACAAGCAGAGGAAGCGCAAGCAGAGGAAGCACAAGCAAGGAAGCACAAGCAGAGGAAGCACAAGAAGAGGAAGCGCAAGCAGAGGAAGCACAAGCAGAGGAAGCACAAGCAGAGGAGCAAAGCAGAGGAAGCGCAAGCAGAGGAAGCGCAAGCAGAGGAAGCACAAGCAGAGGAAGCACAAGCAGAGGAGCGCAAGCAGAGGAAGCGCAAGCAGAGGAAGCACAAGCAGAGGAAGCGCAAGCAGAGGAAGCACAAGCAAAGGAAGCGCAAGCAGAGGAAGCACAAGCAGAGGAAGCACAAGCAGAGGAGCGCAAGCAGAGGAAGCCAAGCAGAGGAAGCGCAAGCAGAGGAAGCGCAAGCAGAGGAAGCGCAAGCAGAGGAAGCGCAAGCAGAGGAAGCGCAAGCAGAGGAAGCACAAGCAGAGGAAGCACAAGCAGAGGAGCACAAGCAGAGGAAGCGCAAGCAGAGGAAGCAAAGCAGAGGAAGCAAGCAAGAGGAAGCACAAGCAGAGGAAGCACAAGCAGAGGAAGCGCAAGCAGAGGAAGCACAAGCAGAGGAAGCACAAGCAGAGGAGCGCAAGCAGAGGAAGCGCAAGCAGAGGAAGCGCAAGCAGAGGAAGCGCAAGCAGAGGAAGCGCAAGCAGAGGAAGCACAAGCAGAGGAAGCACAAGCAGAGGAAGCACAACAGAGGAAGCGCAAGCAGAGGAAGCACAAGCAGAGGAAGCAAAAGCAGAGGAGCGCAAGCAGAGGAAGCGCAAGCAGAGGAAGCGCAAGCAGAGGAAGCACAAGCAGAGGAAGCACAAGCAGAGGAAGCGCAAGCAGAAGAAGCACAAGCAGGAAGCACAAGCAGAGGAGCGCAAGCAGAGGAAGAAGAAGCAGAGGAAGCGCAAGCAGAGGAAGCACAAGCAGAGGAAGCGCAAGCAAAGGAAGCACAAGCAGAGGAAGCACAAGCAGAGGAAGCACAAGCAGAGGAGCGCAAGCAGAGGAAGCGCAAGCAGAGGAAGCGCAAGCAGAGGAAGCGCAAGCAGAGGAAGCGCAAGCAGAGGAAGCACAAGCAGAGGAAGCACAAGCAGAGGAAGCACAAGCAGAGGAAGCGCAAGCAGAGGAAGCACAAGCAGAGGAAGCAAAGCAGAGGAGCGCAAGCAGAGGAAGCGCAAGCAGAGGAAGCGCAAGCAGAGGAAGCACAAGCAGAGGAAGCACAAGCAGAGGAAGCGCAAGCAGAGGAAGCACAAGCAGAGGAAGCACAAGCAGAGGAGCGCAAGCAGAGGAAGCACAAGCAGAGGAAGCGCAAGCAGAGGAAGCACAAGCAGAGGAAGCGCAAGCAGAGGAAGCACAAGCAGAGGAAGCACAAGCAGAGGAGCGCAAGCAGAGGAAGCGCAAGCAGAGGAAGCGCAAGCAGAGGAAGCGCAAGCAGAGGAAGCACAAGCAGAGGAAGCACAAGCAGAGGAAGCACAAGCAGAGGAAGCGCAAGCAGAGGAAGCACAAGCAGAGGAAGCGCAAGCAGAGGAAGCACAAGCAAAGGAAGCACAAGCAGAGGAAGCACAAGCAGAGGAAGAGCAAGCAGAGGAAGCACAAGCAGAGGAAGCACAAGCAGAGGAGCGCAAGCAGAGGAAGCGCAAGCAAGGAAGCGCAAGCAGAGGAAGCACAAGCAGAGGAAGCACAAGCAGAGGAAGCGCAAGCAGAGGAAGCGCAAGCAGAGGAAGCACAAGCAGAGGAAGCGCAAGCAGAGGAAGCACAAGCAGAGGAAGCGCAAGCAGAGGAAGCACAAGCAGAGGAAGCACAAGCAGAGGAGCGCAAGCAGAGGAAGCACAAGCAGAGGAAGCGCAAGCAGAGGAAGCGCAAGCAGAGGAAGCGCAAGCAGAGGAAGCGCAAGCAGAGGAAGCGCAAGCAGAGGAAGCACAAGCAGAGGAAGCACAAGCAGAGGAGCGCAAGCAGAGGAAGCGCAAGCAGAGGAAGCAAGCAGAGGAAGCGCAAGCAAGGAAGCACAAGCAGAGGAAGCACAAGCAGAGGAAGCGCAAGCAGAGGAGCACAAGCAAGGAAGCACAAGCAGAGGAAGCGCAAGCAGAGGAAGCACAAGCAGAGGAAGCACAAGCAGAGGAAGCGCAAGCAGAGGAAGCACAAGCAAAGGAAGCGCAAGCAGAGGAAGCACAAGCAGAGGAAGCGCAAGCAGAGGAAGCACAAGCAGAGGAAGCACAAGCAGAGGAGCGCAAGCAGAGGAAGCGCAAGCAGAGGAAGCACAAGCAGAGGAAGCACAAGCAGAGGAGCGCAAGCAGAGGAAGCGCAAGCAAAGGAAGCACAAGCAGAGGAAGCGCAAGCAGAGGAAGCACAAGCAAAGGAAGCGCAAGCAGAGGAAGCACAAGCAGAGGAAGCACAAGCAGAGGAGCGCAAGCAGAGGAAGU